AUUUUUCUUGCUUUCGAAUAUUUAAUAAUAAUAAUUAUUAUUUUUGGUAGAAAAUAGAAAUUCUUCUUCUAGGCCUUUGAUGUGCUGUGCUGUCUCAGUAGCUCCGUUGAUGCCAAUUGUACUGUGUUGUUAGCCCACCUUCUGCUUACCUUUUUCCCCUUCUUCUUCCCCACAUCAAACACACAGCGCAAACUCUGCUUCUUCCUCCUCCUUCCCUCCACCCGUCGUUACUUCCAAUGCCUCUCUUCCCUUCCCCUCCAUAAAUUCCCCGCCUUUCCCAAUCCCCACCCACUUCACUCCUUUCCCUCGCCCAAAAACCCAAUUACCCUUCUUCUCUCCGCAUCUACAAUGGCGCCGCCUCCGAUCAAAAUCAACAAAUCGGCGACGGCUCAGUCCCUCAGCAGCUCCACCACGGCCACAACCCUCGUCCGGGAAACCCUCCGGAUUAGCGCCAAUCUCGCUUCCGCUCCCCCGCUUCCUUCUCCUCCUACGAAUGCUUCCAAUUCGGCGGCGCAUCAGCAGUUCCCUACCGCCGUCGCCGUGCCCCCUGUUUACGCUGAUAGGAUGAGGAUGGGGAUGGUGGAAGAAGAGUUUGUUCAAUCCAGCCUCAGGUUGAUAUGCUGCGAGGAGAUUGAUGGGCGCCGAUGGAAGUACGUCGCCGAGAAUGAUGGUACCGGCCGGUUUAAGAAGAAUUCGGUCCGUGCUGUCCGGUUGCACGCCCCACAGGCACCCGUCGAGGAAUUGGUGUCAUUCAUAAGAUCCUACGUAGUGCCAGAAGGUUUCCCUGAUAGUGUCACUCCAUCCUAUGUUCCUUAUAUGACUUUCAGAGCUUUGAAGCAUUUCUUUGGCGGGGCAAUGGGCGUUUUCACGACGAAGACCCUUUUAAAUGCUGUUGGAAUUGCUCACAAGCAAGCCAUUCCAGGAGCUGUUGCUAUUAAUUGGAUUCUCAAGGAUGGAGCUGGUCGUGUUGGAAAAAUGCUUUUUGCUCGGCAGGGAAAGAAAUUUGACUAUGAUCUGAAACAGCUGAGAUUUACUGGUGACCUCCUCAUGGAGUUGGGUGCGGGGGUAGAGUUGGCAACUGCUGCAUUUCCGCACCUUUUCCUUCCUAUGGCUUGUGCUGCUAAUGUGGCCAAGAAUGUUGCCGCUGUGACAUCUACCUCUACACGUACACCGAUUUACAAGGCCUUUGCUAAAGGUGAAAACAUUGGGGAUGUCACUGCGAAGGGAGAAUGUGUCAGCAACAUCGCUGAUUUGUUGGGAACUGGCCUUAGCAUAAUGCUUACAAGAAGAAAUCCUUCACUGGUGAUCACAUUUUCACUCCUUUCAUGUGGAUACCUCCUCAGCUCUUAUCAAGAGGUACGAUCUGUGGUUCUGCAUACUUUAAACCGAGCCAGAUUCAGUGUGGCAGUAGAUUCCUUCCUCAAGACAGGACGAGUUCCUUCAUUGCGGGAGGGAAAUGCUAGGGAAAAGAUAUUCAGCCCUCCUGGUGUGAAGGAGGGACCUAUUGUCCUUGGUCCGAGAUUUAAAGAUGCUUUUCAGGAUCCAAGUUCAUAUCUCGCUAUAGAGCCUUUCUUUGAAGACGAGAGAUAUUUGGUAACAUAUAACCCAUCAAAGGACAAAGUCUAUGCAUUGCUGAAGGAUCAAGCUAAGGCGGAUGAUAUCCUGAAAGCUGCAUUCCAUGCUCAUGUCCUGCUGCACUCCGUACACUCUGCUCAAGAUAGCCGUAGAUCUUCCUCUCAAAAGGUUCAGGAUCAGGAUAAAAACUUGAGCUACAUUCUGUCGAAUGCUGACCUCGGUGAUCGUAUUGCUGAGUCAUGCAAGAUGGUCUCAACCCUUUACGGUCCUUUCAAAAGUAAAGCCGCAGAACAGGGUUGGAGGAUGUCAGACUUGCUUCUCAAUCCCGGGCGAGCCCGCCUUGUCACCACCGGUUAACAGGCCUAACCGGAAGAUCCCCUUUGAGCUAUUUUUUACAGACUGCCUGCUACUGGCUGUACAGGCGGCAUGAUAACUCCAAGAAAAGUAAAUAACAGACAUAAAGAACACAAAGAAGCUGACCGUGUGAUGGCAAAGGGCGAACGAGCGAGGCAGUGGCAGCAACCAGACCAACCAUCGGAGCCUCUUAACUCGUUGUAUUUAUAAGCUUGGCAACUUCGUUGACUCCAUGCCGCCAAGAAAAAAAGGCUCUGGCUUUUGGUGGAUUUUUGGGUUUAUGGGAGUCAUUCUGAAGAUGGAUGGGGUUUGUUUGGUGAAGGAAUGGGAGAAACAUAAGUGCAGACAGAGUAGCACACUGGAUCUGUGAGUAAGUAGUAAAUAGCCGUUUGUUGGAGUUUUUUUGGUAUAGUAGUACAUAGAGAAGAUGACUAACCCAGGAGGAGACGCAGGCCAGCAUAGUUUGCUCAACUGAACUCUUCCAUUUCCUCCCUUUUCUGCUAUUGUUUUCCAGCGGGUUGUGUGUUGGUGUCCAAUUUCUUCUGGUAUUGUCAUUUUGGUGCGCUUUUCAAUGUGUCUCCUUAUCCUUUCUUGAAUGGCUGUGGCCAUGGGUUGGUCCAAUUACAUAUCCAUCGUUUUACCCUAGAGAUUAGGAGCCUGCCCUGCAGCGAGUAAGAUGUUCUAUUAGACAUUAGAGGGUAACUAGGCUAGGGUGGAAGAAGGGCUCAGGUGAGUUCUAUUUACAUUACAGUACAGUCAGUUCAACAGAAAAUUUAAUGAGUCAAGCUGCUGCUCAUGCUGCAGUGCUUACUGGUGGUGGGUUUGAUUCAGUGCAGCAGUGGGAAUCGGUUGGUUGGUUCAGAAUAUCAUGCAUGCUUCUCUGCUUUCCUUGCUUGCUUUUGGGCUUCGACUUGUCCACUCUUACCUUUCACCUCAAAAAUUUGCCUCCCAUCAAUAAAUGUCUGUGCAGUGUUUUGGUUAGAAGUGCUAGAUAGUCAGAAGAUUAGUCUGA
Molecule: messenger RNA, 2941 nt
Organism: Linum tenue
Lineage: Eukaryota; Viridiplantae; Streptophyta; Magnoliopsida; Malpighiales; Linaceae
Source: the annotation of a GenBank genome assembly